AUGAAAAAACACGAUGACAAAAUUUACCAAGAAAUUCAAAAUGAAGAAGAAUAUAAACAGCUUUUUAAUGAAAAAAAUGAUAUGCUAUAUAUCAUUGAUGUAUAUACUAAGUGGUGUGGGCCAUGUCUGAUUACUUUUGAAAUAAUAAAUAAAAUUUAUAAGCACAAUUAUGUUUUUUGUGAAAGUGUAAAAAUAUUUUCAGUAUGCGCAGAAACUGUUGCAUCAUUAAAAAAUUACGAUAACAAUUCAAUGCCUUUUUAUAUUAUAUUAAAAAAUGGAGAAAUAAUACAACAAGUACAGGGAUCCAAUACGCCGUGCAUUUUCUCUCUCAUAAACGAACACUUGGCUAAUAAAAAAUUGAAUUAG
This is a messenger RNA of Plasmodium vinckei vinckei, 366 nucleotides long. Its product is annotated as thioredoxin-like protein. The record is from RefSeq and is a predicted model, not a curated record. Bases 1 to 366 code for a protein of 121 amino acids. The transcript has a single exon. NCBI's taxonomy places the organism in Eukaryota, Apicomplexa, Aconoidasida, Haemosporida, Plasmodiidae.